AUGCACCCGUUCGCGUCCUAUGUCCUUAGGUGCUACUACAAGGCAACAGGAUGGAACGAAGACAACCUCUACGCCAACAUUACCCGCUCGUCCAAUGCCAUCCUCGACUUUACCAUACCACGGGGACUUCACUUCUCCAUCUCCAAGUCCCCUAAUUCGCUGUUCAACACAUCGUACUCGAUGAAUGCUAUGCCCUCUCUUAAUGGCUCGAUAGGCUACGUUUUCACGUCCUGCGAUCUUAAUGUCCAGAACUCGGGUGAUGUCCACCUCAAGGACAUGAUUGAGCGUUUUCGUGUCUACGAUCAACCGAAACGACCAGCAACAGACGACUAUGAGGGAGAAUGGAAAGCUGGAGAGAAAGUACAUAAACGUGACUACCUUCUCUAUGGACGAUUAUACCUCCCCACCGGCCGCCUGGAUGCCCUUUACUCUGCUCGUCUGACUCCGACCCUCCAGGCGCUCAUAGCUGCUAUAUCCGACCCUCGAAAUCCGCAGAAGAGCGGCAGCAGCAACCUGAUGUUCAGCCUGCAGCAUGACGUCGGCAAGUGGUGCUCCGAGUGGACGUACAGUGCAGAGGACGGUAUGUGGGGCGCCCGGGUCCUGCACAACUUUGGACGAACGUCCUCCCCGUCGAGCAAUGUUGCAACCGAGCACGCAGUCAUGCCCGAAAUUGCCGAAGGACUGACCGACGAUGCAGCGGCCAGCCCCAAACCACGCGUGAAACGUGUGGACGAGGAAGAUGCAACGGGAGGCGGGCUGAAAGGCCGUGUAUCCAUAGGCGCUGAAUUCUACGUCAGUGCUAAAGAACGAAGUGCAGGAGUGUCCACCGGCAUCCGUUUCACAACCCUACCCGACGCAACCCCGCCCUCCUUCCAACUACCCUCCCCUGCAUCCUCUCCACUCUCUUCAUCUACGGACUCUUCAUCCCUCGCACCGCCCGGCUCAUCACCACUAUCUCCCUCCUCAUCCUCACCUCCGCAGUCGCUCUCACCCCCACUCACAUUCCCCGCCCAACCACCAACGACGAUCACAGCGCUCUUCAACCCCAUGAUGGGCCACCUCUCAGCCGCGUACGCAGCGCGCGUAUCGCGCGACCUCGCCCUCUGCUCCCGCUUCGACUUCAACGUCUACAGCUACGACAGCGAGUGGACGAUGGGCCUCGAGUGGUGGAUGCGGCGCUCGUCCUCUGCUGCCCGCCAGAGCGAGAGCCAAAGCAACGGCGGGGAUUCAGCAGCCGAAGGUCUUCUCGGCGGCGACAUCCAAAGCAACAAUAACAAGAACACCGAACAUAGGCUGAAUCUCAUCGGGAACGUCCCGGCGGCCGGGCACCCGCCCCUGCCGCUCGUCAAAGCCGACGAACCCUAUUCCGACAUCCAAGGCGUCGUCAAGGCCCGUAUUUCCACCAGCAACAACGUCUCGUUAAUGUGGGAGGGCCGCCUGAAACAGGUUCUCGUCAGCCUUGGUGUCGUGUCAGAUCUCUCGAGUCGGUCUAAGCCCAUCAAGGGCAUCGGGCUCGAAGUGUCGUACUUUAGUACCAGCUAAUUAUACCUCUCAAUAGUAAUAUUAAGACUUAAUGACUUUCGC
Messenger RNA from Coniophora puteana RWD-64-598 SS2, 1584 nucleotides. RefSeq lists its product as uncharacterized. The transcript has 5 exons. The record is from RefSeq and is a predicted model, not a curated record. Gene Ontology annotation, cellular component: SAM complex; ERMES complex. Gene Ontology annotation, biological process: establishment of mitochondrion localization; mitochondrial outer membrane translocase complex assembly; protein insertion into mitochondrial outer membrane. The coding region runs from base 1 to 1542 and encodes 513 amino acids. NCBI's taxonomy places the organism in Eukaryota, Fungi, Basidiomycota, Agaricomycetes, Boletales, Coniophoraceae.